AUGGACAGGGUGGUCCUUGGCUGCACAGCAGCUAUCCUGGUGCGGGCUUUACUGCUACAAGAAGCUGCCUCCAGUACGAUCAGGGUAGAACCAGGUCAUGGCAACACCAGGGGGCGCCUUCAAGUGUUUCAUGAUGGAAUUUGGGGAACGGUCUGUGAUGACAGCUUUGGUAACCCAGAUGCCAGAGUGGCCUGCAGAGCUCUUGGAAUAAACAGUAAAUACGCCGUUCCAUGGAACUUUGGACCAGGUUCUGGGUCCAUACUGCUGGAUGACCUCGCAUGUCAUGGAACCGAGGAGAGCUUAGACGACUGUCUUCACAAUGUCUGGGGAGACCAUGAAUGUGAACAUAGUGAAGACACUGGCGUCAUUUGCACUGACGAUGAGGUGAUGGUAACCCCCACAAAUGUCCCUGUCCUGGUGUCAGAUGGGGACCAAGUUAAUUUCACUUGUCUUGCACUUGGCAAUAUGGGCAGGCCAUUCCGAUAUCACUGGUUUAGCGGGAUCCAGCACUCUACUGACUGUGGGGAUACACGUGUUCAUCAACGACUCCCUGACACUCUGAUUAUCUCUAAUGGUUCCGAUCUUGGUAGUUCAACAGCGAAUAUUGGUGUACAGUGUAAGUACAUUUCAGAACGCUGA
Haliotis rubra (blacklip abalone) is the source of this 639-nucleotide messenger RNA. Its product is annotated as soluble scavenger receptor cysteine-rich domain-containing protein SSC5D-like. The transcript is spliced from 4 exons. Lineage: Eukaryota; Metazoa; Mollusca; Gastropoda; Lepetellida; Haliotidae. Gene Ontology annotation, cellular component: membrane. Bases 1 to 639 code for a protein of 212 amino acids. The record is from RefSeq and is a predicted model, not a curated record.